GAGUUCGCGGCACGCAUGCGCAGAUGGCCCCGCUAUCUUCGACACGUGACUACGGUAUCUCCAGUUAGACAAAUUAUUGUCGGCGCUGUGAAAACGGCUCUGCCAUCUGCCUCGAGCUUUUACGAAAUCGAGACUCAUCUGACCAGGCAACAUUUUUCCAGUCUUCAACUGUCCAAUUUUGACAGUAAAAUUAUGACACGCUGGGCCCGAGCCAAAAAUUCCCAUAAACAGAAAUCAACAGACGCUACAUCAUGGGCCCAACAAAGGGCAGGCAUAGCUGGUAGAGGGCAACCUUCAAACAGCCUGGAUGCAUCACAUCACAGAUACCCUGAUGAAAAGGGCGCUCACAAAAAUCGACAACUUCAUGUGAAUGAGUUUACGGAUUAUAUGGAAAACAUGCGGCAAGCAUUACCUAAAGGACAACGAAGAAGAGCCCCAGAGGAGCUGGACAUGAGAGAAGUAGUAGACACAGCUCUCAAAAAAAACAAAAGAAGAGAAAAUCGGAGGUUAAAAAGACAGAAUGCUACAAAAAGUAAAAUGGUAUGCUUUAACUGUAGGAAGCCUGGCCAUGGACUGGCUGACUGCCCAAAAGCAGAUGAUGUGGAAAUGGGUAGAGGGAUCUGCUUUCGUUGUGGUUCUACAGAACAUGACAUCCAGAAGUGUAGAGCUAAAGUAGACCCUGCUAUGGGUGAUUAUCCAUAUGCCAAAUGCUUCAUUUGUGGAAAGGCUGGUCAUCUUUCCAAAUCUUGCCCGGAUAACCCAAAAGGACUUUAUGCUGCAGGUGGCUGUUGUCGAAUUUGUGGUUCAGUGGAACACUUCCAAAAAGACUGUCCAGACCAUCAGACCUCAAAACAUAGAUCAAAUGGUGUGACAUGGAGGAGAUCCAAAUCUACCCAAUGCAGACUCUACUCCACUUGUGUCUCACAGGGCUCAGUACUGGGUCCUCUUCUAUUCUCCCGCUAUACCUGGUCUCUUGUGAAAAAUCAGCAACAGGACAGACACGUUGUAAGAGGGAGUAUAAAAAUCAAUUUACUGUAUUUGCACAAUCCAUAUUACCAUAGAAAUUAAAAUAUCAGGAACUUUAUUUUGACAGCACCUUUUCUGUCAUGCAACUGCCUAAUAAGGAUGUGCAUAAUAAACUGCUUACUGAAACAUUAAUAAAUGUUAAGGGCAUAUCUAAAAUGGGACAUUUUUAAGACAUUUUUCAAUUUCUAUCAAACGUGAGCAAUUUGAAGAGAUAUAGUGGAAUCUAUGUAUAUGAAUACUAUGAUGAUUAGGGCACUCCAGUUCUACCAGUAUAUCUCAGGCAGUGUCAUGCAAAUUAGGGGUGCUUCUGUGCAUGUUUAAAAUCUUCCAUGCUUUUAUUUGUACUGUUGUUUGUAUUUCUUAUAAUUUUCAGCAAUUUGACAUGUGUCCUGAUUGGGGUGUAUUGGCGGAUGUUGAUCGCCGUGGGCGGAGAGAGCAGGCAUAAAGGCAGAGGGGUAUUUUAACAAAAAGAGUCUUUUAAUAAGGGUUGUCACAACAAUAAUAAAGACACAAAAACAAAGGAACAAACAAACUCAAAUAAUACUUAAAAGCAUGGGGGUCAACAUGGGCUCUCUUGCAGGACACAGACAAAGGGACACCAACAGGCACUAAUAUCUGUUAGACUACGUUUAAGAUUGGUAGCGAAA
Messenger RNA from Clarias gariepinus (North African catfish), 1673 nucleotides. RefSeq names its product zinc finger, CCHC domain containing 9 (gene zcchc9). The transcript has 8 exons. The coding region runs from base 16 to 1068 and encodes 350 amino acids. Gene Ontology annotation, molecular function: nucleic acid binding; zinc ion binding. NCBI's taxonomy places the organism in Eukaryota, Metazoa, Chordata, Actinopteri, Siluriformes, Clariidae. The record is from RefSeq and is a predicted model, not a curated record.